Molecule: messenger RNA, 3764 nt
Organism: Calidris pugnax (ruff)
Lineage: Eukaryota; Metazoa; Chordata; Aves; Charadriiformes; Scolopacidae
Gene: WWP2
Product: WW domain containing E3 ubiquitin protein ligase 2
Exons: 24
Coding region: 7-2697 (896 amino acids)
Biological process (GO): negative regulation of transcription by RNA polymerase II; protein K63-linked ubiquitination; regulation of monoatomic ion transmembrane transport
Molecular function (GO): ubiquitin protein ligase activity; protein binding
Source: RefSeq, a predicted model, not a curated record
UGUCACAUGACGGCGGGUGCCGGAGCCGGAAGCGGGAGUGGAGCGGUCGCCGCCAGGGGUGAUGCCAUGGCCGCUGCGAGCUCCAGCAGGGCCAGAGCCGGGCCGCCCUGCGAGAAGUCUCAGCUCUCCGUGAAAGUUGUGUCUGUGAAGCCCAAGGUGCACAGCCGCCCGUCGCGGAUGAACUGCUAUGUGGAGGUGGCGGGUGAUGGUCUUCCCAGCGAGACCAAGAAGACAGGGAAGCAGAUCGGGAGCUCUGAGCUGCUGUGGAACGAGAUCCUCAUCCUGAACGUCACAGCUCAGAGCCACUUGGACCUGAAGGUGUGGAGCUGCCAUACCCUGAGGAACGAGCUGCUGGGCACCGCCUCUGUCAGCCUUGGCAACCUGCUGAAGGGCGGUGGGAAACUGGAGAACAGGCAGCUGACCCUGGACCUCCAGACGGAGAACAAAGGCAGCGUUGUCUCCGGCGGAGAGCUGACGAUUUUCCUGGACGGGCCUGCUGUUGAUCUGGGAAGCCUGCCUAAUGGCAGUGCCGUGACAGAGGGGUCCCAGGUGCCUGGACGGGACCCCAGCAACACGACCACGGCCACGGAGAGCAGACACCAACCUCCCAGUACAAACUGCUUUGGAAGCCGACCAAGGACGCACCGACAUGUGGCUGGAGCGGCCAGGCAAAACCCGGGGAGUGGAGAGCAAAGUCCCAGUGCCAGGAGCCGGCACCGGCAGCAGGCCAAGGGCACACAGCACGCCGGCAUGGCCAACGGCACAGCCAACGGCGCAGUGAACGGAGAUGCAGCAGUUGCUACAGACAUCGAAGAGGAAAGGCCGGCAGCAGGAGCGAGCGUACCGACCCCAGCGGCGCCGAGCGCGGCUGACAGCUCUGUCACUCCUGCCCUUCCUGCCCUGACCAGCUCUGGAGAGGCAGAGGAGGCAGCCUCCGGCUCCAGCGCCCCACCGGCCCGGGCAGCGGUGCUAGCCCUGGAUGCUCUGCCCCCCGGGUGGGAACAGCGAGAGCUGCCUAAUGGUAGAGUCUACUAUGUAGACCAUAACAACAAGACCACCACGUGGGAGAGACCCCUUCCUCCAGGGUGGGAGAAACGUGUGGAUCCUCGAGGCAGGUAUUACUACGUGGACCACAACACCCGGACCACCACGUGGCAGCGCCCCACGGCUGAGUACGUCAGGAACUAUGAGCAGUGGCAGUCCCAGAGAAACCAGCUCCAAGGAGCCAUGCAGCAGUUCAGCCAAAGAUUCCUGUACCAGUCGUCCGGCGCCCCGUCCGACAAUGAUCCUCUCGGUCCCCUUCCUCCAGGCUGGGAGAAGAGACAGGACAAUGGGCGAGUGUAUUACGUGAACCACAACACACGGACCACCCAGUGGGAAGACCCCCGCACACAGGGGAUGAUCCAGGAGCCACCGUUGCCACCCGGCUGGGAGAUGAAGUACACGAAUGAGGGUGUGCGCUACUUUGUGGACCACAACACUCGCACCACCACCUUCAAGGACCCACGCCCUGGAUUUGAGUCUGGGAGCAAGCAGGGUGGUUCCCCAGGGGCGUAUGAUCGGAGCUUUCGAUGGAAGUACCACCAGUUCCGCUUCCUCUGCCAUUCGAACGCGUUGCCCAGCCACGUGAAGAUCAGUGUUUCCCGACAGACGCUCUUUGAGGACUCCUUCCAGCAGAUCAUGAACAUGAAGCCGUAUGACCUGCGGCGCCGCCUGUACAUCAUCAUGCGAGGAGAGGAGGGCCUGGACUAUGGUGGCAUCGCCAGGGAAUGGUUCUUCCUCCUGUCCCACGAGGUGCUCAACCCCAUGUAUUGCCUCUUCGAAUACGCUGGCAAGAACAACUACUGCCUGCAGAUCAACCCGGCCUCCUCCAUCAACCCCGACCACCUCACCUACUUCCGCUUCAUCGGCCGCUUCAUCGCCAUGGCUCUGUAUCAUGGGAAGUUCAUCGAUACCGGCUUCACGCUGCCCUUCUACAAGCGGAUGCUGAACAAGCGGCCCACGCUGAAGGACCUGGAAUCCAUCGACCCCGAGUUUUACAACUCCAUCGUCUGGACCAAGGAGAACAGCCUGGAGGAGUGUGGCCUGGAGCUAUAUUUCAUCCAGGACAUGGAGAUCCUGGGCAAGGUGACCACCCACGAGCUGAAGGAGGGCGGUGAGAGCAUCCGAGUGACAGAGGAAAACAAGGAGGAGUAUAUCAUGCUGCUGACAGACUGGAGGUUCACACGGGGUGUGGAGGAACAGACCAAGGCUUUCCUGGAUGGCUUCAACGAGGUGGUGCCGCUGGAGUGGCUGCGGUAUUUUGACGAGAAGGAGCUGGAGCUGAUGCUGUGCGGGAUGCAGGAGAUCGACAUGAACGACUGGCAGAAGAACACCAUCUACCGGCACUACACCAAGAACAGCAAACAGAUCCAGUGGUUCUGGCAGGUGGUUAAAGAGAUGGACAACGAGAAGAGGAUCCGGCUGUUGCAGUUUGUGACGGGGACCUGCCGCCUGCCGGUCGGGGGCUUCGCAGAGCUCAUCGGCAGCAACGGGCCCCAGAAAUUCUGCAUCGAUAAAGUUGGCAAAGAGACGUGGCUGCCUCGGAGCCAUACAUGCUUUAACCGCCUGGAUCUCCCUCCCUACAAGAGCUACGAACAGCUGAAGGAGAAGCUGCUUUAUGCCAUUGAGGAGACGGAAGGAUUUGGACAGGAGUGAUGGAGCUUUGGUGCUUUUCCCGGGUGCGGGGCAGGCCCUGGAGCGCUGCCCGACGGGAGGUCCUGCCCGCCGGUGCCGGCGCAGCCCAGCGCCCAGCCCUCUCCGCAGGAUGGGGCACAGGCAGCUGCAGACGCUGUUGCUCUUGUUCCUGUGCGAGAUCGGCACUAACGCAGCCCCUGGGGGGGAAACGGGGUCCACCUUUCCCUCCCCAAACCAAUUGAGGAGGUGGAUGUAAAAAUCUGGCUCCGCUCAGCUCCUGAGGCACAGAGGGGAUGGGUGACACCCUGGGCCUUGGCAGCAGCGUGUGGUGCACCCCAGUCCCCCCUGGCAGGCACAGCUCAAUGAGAAUCUGUUUUGGGCACAGGCUGUUUUUUUUCCCCCGUAGCGUUUUCUGCCUUUUCAUGGCAUUUUAAUAGAUGCAGGUGAGGAGGGGAAAUGAAAUGGCUCUUGAACCGACUCUCAGGUCACAUUUGGGUCCGAUCCUGCACCCAGCAAAGGUACCAGGGAACCCCUUAGUCCAUGCUGUUGGGGCUGAUGCACCACAUGGAGGACUGGGAUGGCCCUUUCCCACGCCAGACCCGUGUCUGCUCAGACCCAGGGCCUGGCCAACCACCUCUGCUGUGUGUUUUGAUUUGCAAGCGUGUGGCCCCUGUGCCGUUGUAUUUAAUAUUUAAGUGGAGCAUUGCUCGGAGCUGGUGCUCCGCAGCAGCCUCGGGGGCUCCAGUCCACACGUGGCUUUGCUUGGUUCGUGAUGGGUUUGGUCCAAACUCCUUGUGUUCCCUCUGUCACUGGCCGGGCUGGUGGCAGGAGCUGCGGGUGAGGGCAGGAUUUGGCCUCUCCCCCUCGCCUGGAUGUCACCUCCACUGCUGUGUGUCCCGUCCCCCCCGACAGCGUGCACCGGGGAGAGGGCCCCGCGUGAGCGUUGCUGUACAUAGCUGUACAUAAAGGAAGUCUGUGGAUACAAGACAUUGCAAUAGCUUUUGACUGGUAACCGGAUAGUUUUGUACUGCACCAUCCUGCCUCAGCGACGCCGACUUCUUGUGCAAUAAACAGUACGCAGCUGCCGA